CCCGACUCUCCAACACCACAACUUCCACCCUUCAACCCAUCUACUACGCCACUCGUACUACCAACUCCAGCGGUAAAUCUUCUCGCCUCAUUAUAAUCAUCUUCUCGAAGCUAUUGAAUGUAGUCGCCUUUGUAGUGUCGAUAGAACAUUCAUGUUCGGAUCCGGACACGCCGCUAGUGGGUUAUGGCGUCGAAUUACCGUGUUGGGCAGGUUUGGCAGAGUGUGGAUCUCAGCGGAUUGUUACUCUUUUGCUUCCACGCGGACUUGAUGCGGCGUUGCGUACGAAUGCUCCAGGGCUGUUUCGCAUGGUGUUGGCUGAUUUAUAGAAGAUCUUGUCCCUGCCUGUGCAAGUGAAUUUGGAAUUUUGAUGUAUGUAUAUGUUGCACUGUUGUACCUGUGUCUCUUACUUAAUCGCUUGUUCACGAGCUGUGAGCCAGGCUGUGCGCGCGUUAAUUCUAUUGUUGAAGCGAGAAGAGCAAUUAAGGAAGAAGGCUUGUUGUCGAUCCUUAAUAGUCUUCUCGAAAUACUACUACAAAGCGUGACAGCUUGUAUCAAGCGGGUGUUGUGUCAUGAUUUGGUACUGUGAAUUGCGAAGUUCGCGUUGAGAUGAAUGUGAGAGACGGAACGCUCCUUCCUCUUUGAUGAGGAGAUAUGAUGCGACGCUGCCUAGGACACGAAGAAACGGAUACUGAAAACAGCUUCAAAGGCUUGAAGGUACAUUUAUAAACCCUGAGAUGACAGCGUAUCGUAGUCUUGCGGAAGGGAUUUGGGUGAAGUUGCUGCCCAAUCUUGGGUCGGACACUGCACGAGACUCAGGACACCUAGACAUCGGGAUAGUGGCGAGGUUGAAGUUGGAGUGCAGGCAGAUAGAACUUCCGUACAGUAGCUAUGCUUACUCAUCACCUAUAGGGAAG
Messenger RNA from Alternaria rosae, 914 nucleotides. RefSeq lists its product as uncharacterized. The record is from RefSeq and is a predicted model, not a curated record. The transcript has a single exon. Bases 368 to 586 code for a protein of 72 amino acids. NCBI's taxonomy places the organism in Eukaryota, Fungi, Ascomycota, Dothideomycetes, Pleosporales, Pleosporaceae.